This is a messenger RNA of Entelurus aequoreus (snake pipefish), 4892 nucleotides long. RefSeq lists its product as uncharacterized. NCBI's taxonomy places the organism in Eukaryota, Metazoa, Chordata, Actinopteri, Syngnathiformes, Syngnathidae. The transcript has 2 exons. Bases 1942 to 4191 code for a protein of 749 amino acids. The record is from RefSeq and is a predicted model, not a curated record.
AAAAGGUAGCAUGCUAAUGUUAACAUGCUUACAGUUAGCAUUAGUGAAACACUAAAAUUUUGACAUUGAGGUGCGUACCUGUUUAAUUAGCUUGAAAAGAAGCUAGCAUGCUUACAGUUAUAAUUAGCGAAACACCAAAAUAUAUGACAUUGUGUAUAUCUGUUAAGUUAGCUUAAAAAAUGUAGCAUGCUAAUAAUAACAUGCUUACAGUUGGCAUUAGUGAAACACAAAAAUAUAUGACAUUGAGGUGUGUACCUGUUUAAUUAGUCUAAAAAGCUAGCAUGCUAAUGUUAACAUGCUAACAGUUGGCAUUAGUGAAACCCCAAAAUCUAGAACAUUGAGGUGUGUACCUGUUAAAUUGGCUUGAAAAGCUAGCAUGCUGAUAUUAGCAUGGUUACAGUUAUAAUUAGUGAAAUACCAAAAUAUAUGACAUUGAGGUGUAUAUCUGUUAGCUUAAAAAAGAUAGCAUGCUAAUUAUAUCAUUCUGACAGUUGGCAUUAUUGAAAUACCAAAAUAUACAACAAUGAGGUGUGUACCUGUUUAAUUAGCUAAAAAAAAAAAAAAAAAGCUAGCAUCCUAAUGAUAACAUGCUUACAGUUAGCAUUAAUGAAACACCAAAAUAUAUGACUGAGGUGUAUGCAUGUUAAAUUAGCUCAGAAAAAAACUAGCAUGCUUACAGUUAGCAUUAGUGAAAUACCAAAAUAUAUGACAUUGAGGUGUGUACCUGUUAAAUUAGCUUAAAAAAACUAGCAUGCUUACAGUUAGCAUUAGUGAAAUACCAAAAUAUAUGACACUGAGGUGUGUAUCUGCUAAAUUAGUUUCAUUCGUCAAGUAACGAAAUAUUUGACAUUGAGGCGUGUACCGGGCAAAAAAAAUUUAAAUGCUAGCAUGCUAACGUUAACAUGCAUCAUGUACCAAAAUAUGACUGAGGUGUAUGCAUGCUAAAUUACCUCGAAAAAAAAAACUAUCAUGCUUACAGUUAGCAUUAGUGAAAUACCAAAAUAUAUGACAUUGUGGUGUGUACCUGUUAAAUUAGCUUUAAAAGCUAGCAUGCUAAUGUUAACAUGCCAACAGUUAGCAUGAGUGAAACACCAAACUAUAUGACACUGUGGUGUGUACCUGCUAAAUUAGCUUCAUUCGUCAAGUAACAAAAUAUUUGACAUUGAGGCGUGUACCGGAAAAAAUUGUUUAAAAUGCUAGCAUGCUAACGUUAACAUGCAUCAUGUACCAAAAUAUGACUGAGGUGUAUGCAUGCUAAAUUACCUAAAAAAAACAACUAGCAUGCUUACAGUUAGCAUUAGUGAAAUACCAAAAUAUAUGACAUUGUGGUGUGUACCUGUUAAAUUAGCUUUAAAAGCUAGCAUGCUAAUGUUAACAUGCCAACAGUUAGCAUGAGUGAAACACCAAACUAUAUGACACUGAGGUGUGUACCUGCUAAAUUAGCUUCAUUCGUCAAGUAACAAAAUAUUUGACAUUGAGGCGUGUACCGGAAAAAAUUGUUUAAAAUGCUAGCAUGCUAACGUUAACAUGCACCAUGUACCAAACUAGCAUGCUUACAGUUAGCAUAAUUGAAAUACCAAAAUAUAUGACAUUGUUGUGUGUACCUGUUAAAUUAGCUUAAAAAGCUAGCAUGCUAAUAUUAGCAUGGUUACAGUUAUAAUUAGUGAAAUACCUAAAUAUAUGACAUUGAGGUGUAUAUCAGUUAGCUUAAAAAAGCUAGCAUGCUAAUUAUAUAAUUCUGACAGUUGGCAUUAUUGAAAUACCAAAAUAUACGACAAUGAGGUGUGUACUUGUUUAAUUAGCUAAAAAAAAAAGCUAGCAUGCUAAUGAUAACAUCGACGAGGAAAGAGAGCGGGCGCACUUGUCCGUCUUCGCGGACGGGGAUUACGCACGCCUCUACAAGGCAUCUUCCUCUUCAACGUCCGCUCACUUGCCAACAAGAUGGACGAGCUAGCGUUGCUGAUGAGAAGGAACAAGGACUUCUCCUCAUCAUGUGUGUUGUGUUUCACGGAGACUUGGCUGAGCGCAAGUGUCCCGGACAGCGCGCUUCAACUGGAGGGCUUUCAUCUCCUCCGCGCGGACCGAGACGCGGCGCUCUCCGGCAAAAAAAGAGGCGGGGGACUAUGCUUCUUUAUCAACAAUAGCUGGUGCACAGACGUGACUGUCAUUUUUAGACACUGUUCUUCCUCUCUGGAAUAUUUAUUCAUCCACUGUAAGCCCUUUUACUCACCGCGUGAGAUUGUUUCAUUCAUUCUCGUGGCUGUUUACAUCCCGCCCGGCGCGGACGUGCGUGACGCUCAGCGCGCGCUCGCAGGACAGAUCUUACAUGUGGAACGGUCUUUUCCUGACUCUCUUGUUAUCGUGCUUGGUGACUUUAACAAGGGAAAUUUGAGCCAGGAAUUACCAAAGUAUAGACAGUUUAUUAAAUGCCCGACCAGAGAGGAGAACACGCUGGAUCACUGCUGCACUACACUGAGCAAGGCUUUUCAUGCAGUCCCGCGCGCUGCUCUUGGACUAUCAGAUCACGUGAUGGUGCACUUAAUCCCUUCAUACAGACAGAGACUGAAACUGGCUAAACCUGUUAUGGGGAACAUUAAGUGUUUCACCGCCGAGUCUGUGGACGAGUUGCGUGCUUGUUGGGAAACGACAGACUGGGAGGCAAUUGGAGCGGCCACGAACAAUCUGGACGAGUAUACGGAGACUGUGACCUCAUACAUACAGUUCAAUGAGGCGCGCAUCAUUCCAACGCGCACCAGGGUUUGUUAUAACAACGACAAGCCCUGGUUCACACCCAAGCUCCGACAGCUGCGCAAGAAGAAGGAGGCUGCGUGGAGAAGCGGGGACCGAAGUACAUACAGAGAAGCGAAGUACCACUUCACCAGGGAAGUGGAGAAAGCUAAAUCUGUGUACUCUAACCGUCUACAGGAACAGUUCCGCUCCAAUGAUUCUGCGGCAGUUUGGAGAGGUCUAAGGGCCCUUACGAACUAUAAACCCAAAACCCCCCAGGCCCUGAAUGACCGGACUCUCGCUCAGGGCCUCAACACACAUUACUGUCGUCAUGAACGGCCUUCAGCUCAUCAAAGCCAUGCUCCCCCCACCAUCACCCUCCCCACCAAUGCCAGCACAUCAUUAAAGGAGUUAAAGGACUCCAAUGACAUCACAGGACUCCAAAAACAUCAUAAGACUGUAAAGACCCUCUCCAUCAAAGAAGAGGAUGUACGCCGGCAGUUCUUGAAGCUGAAUACGCGGAAGGCCCCCGGGCCGGAUGGUGUCUCCCCCUCCACUCUCAGACACUGUGCGGACCAGCUGGCUCCUGUCUUCACUGACAUUUUUAACACCUCUCUGGAGCUAUGCCGCGUGCCGUCCUGCUUUAAGACCUCUACCAUUGUCCCUGUCCCCAAGAAAGCACGGAUCACAGGACUAAAUGACUACAGGCCGGUCGCGCUGACGUCUGUGGUCAUGAAGUCCUUUGAGCGCUUGGUCCUGCCCCACCUCAAGGACAUCACCGCCCCCCUCCUGGACCCACUGCAGUUCGCCUACAGAGCCAACAGGUCUGUGGAUGAUGCAGUGAACCUGGCCCUCCACUUCAUCCUGGACCAUCUGGACUCCCCAGGAACCUACGCUAGGAUCCUGUUUGUGGACUUCAGCUCUGCCUUCAACACCAUCCUCCCUGGACUGCUACGAGACAAGCUCUACCAGCUCAGCGUGCCCAACUCCCUCUGCAGUUGGAUUAAUGACUUCCUGACAGACCGAAGACAGCACGUACGGCUGGGGAAGAUUGUCUCGGACAGUCGAACCACAAACACUGGUACUCCUCAGGGCUGUGUACUCUCCCCCUGGCUCUUCUCCCUGUAUACAAACUGCUGCACCUCCAGUCACCAAUCCGUAAAACUGCUCAAGUUUGCGGAUGACACCACCCUCAUCGGGCUCAUCUCGAAUGGCGAUGAGUCCGCCUACAGGAGAGAGGUGGACCGGCUGACGUCCUGGUGCAGCCUCAACAACCUGGAGCUGAACGCCCAGAAAACAGUGGAGAUGAUCAUGGACUUCAGGAAAGUCACAGCCCCACCAUCCCCCCUCACCCUGAUUGACUCUACCACCCCCGUCCCCAUUGUGGAUUCCUUCCGUUUCUUGGGCACCACCAUCACCCAGGACAGAAGGCCCAGCAGAGGAUGUACUUCCUGCGGCAGCUGAGGAAACUUAAGGUGCCGACAGAGAUGCUGGUGCAGUUUUACUCAGCCAUCAUAGAGUCCAUCCUGACCUCCUCCAUCACAGUGUGGUUCCCCGGCGCCACAGUCCAGGAUAAGAAUAGACUGCAGCGCAUCGUACGUGCUGCUGAGAAGGUGAUUGGCUGCAAGCUCCCAUCCCUCCAGGACUUGUUCUCCUCCAGGACCAGGAGGCGUGUGGGUCGGAUCACAGCUGACUCUUCUCACCCUGGACACACACUAUUCUCCCCUCUCCCCUCAGGCAGGAGACUACGCUCAAUCCAGACCCACACCUCCCGCCACCUGAACAGUUUUUUUCCCCUCGGCCAUCAGGCAAAUGAACAAUAACUCCUAACAGCAGCUCCUUGAAUUCCUUGAAUCCCUUCUAAGUCUAUCUGAUAGCUCAGUCGCAGCUCUUUUUAUACCAAAUAUGUGUUAUAUGUGUUUUAUGUCGCACGUUUGCACCAAGAAAAAUUCCUAGUUUGUGAACCCGUUCUCAAACAAUGGCAAUAAAACGAUUCUGAUUCUGAUUACAGUCAGCAUUAAUGAAACACCAAAAUAUAUGACUGAGGUGUAUGCAUGUUAAAUUGGCUUAAAAAUCUAGCAUGCUAAUGUUAACAUGCUAACAGUUAGCAUGAGUGAAACACCAAAAUCUAGGUCAUUGAGGUGUGUACCUGCAAAAUUAACUAA